Molecule: messenger RNA, 5234 nt
Organism: Tuber aestivum (summer truffle)
Lineage: Eukaryota; Fungi; Ascomycota; Pezizomycetes; Pezizales; Tuberaceae
Source: the annotation of a GenBank genome assembly
AUGGCUGGGAACGGAGGUGGUGAUGAUGUUGCUGUCAAGCCGAGAUUUUGGCAGCGGGGGAAGAAGGGGAGUGGGGAGGGCGGUGCCUCUGCUACCGGUGCUGCUAAAGGGGGCAAGGUCCCGAAUGCCGAAUCCGAGGGCGUGGAGGGCGAGGGGGAGGGAGAUGGUGAGAAAAAGAAGGAAGAGAACGUUGACUUUGGGAAUUAUAUCGUUUGUUUCACCUUCUCCGCGAAUAAAGAGCGAUACAAUUCAGAGCUGAUAUUUGUGAACGUUGCAGAGAAUUCUCAAGUUCGGAGACAAGUUUGAUGUCACCCUGAUGCUUGUCGGUGCGCUUACUUCCUUUGCCACGGGUGCCGCCUUGUAUGCUACUCUCUAUCCCUACGCUCUAUCACCACCGUGGCGACAGCGCCGGAGGUGACGGGCCAACGGCCGGACGUGAUGUUGACUUGAGCUCUAGUCCCAUGAUGACCCUCAUCUUUGGUGAAUUGGUUACGGAUUUCUCCAAGUAUUUUACGCCCGGGUCCGGCGUUACCAAGGCCGAAUUUGAGCAUUCUGUUGAUACCAUGUGGUUUGUUCACUUUCCUCCUCUCCUUCGUUCCCCCGCGAGUGGAUGUUUGGUUGACACAUGGGAUGUCGUAGCUUGUACUUUGUGUAUCUGUUUAUCGGAAAGUUUUUGACGGGGUAUAUUUGCAUCGUGAGUGACUUUAUGCAUCCUGUUCGCUGGCCCGGAGGAUGAUGGCUGAUGGCGGGGAUCAUGCUAUCAUAGGCAUGCUUCCGUCUCUCGGGGACACGCAUUUCCGCAGCUCUACGAUUGGCAUACCUUACCUCUAUAUUCCGCCAGGACCUCACCUACUUUGACGCACUGGCAGCCAAGGUCCCCGAACUCGACCCGACGAAGAAGAUGAUGGGCGGCGGGGCGGCGGAACCCUCCUCUGCGAAAGCUGGCACCGCGGGAGCGGUCGCGGUGUCCAUCACAACGCACAGUAACACGGUGCAGAUGGGCAUCUCUGAGAAGGCUUCCACAUUCAUCCAGGGGGUUGGCAUGGUCCUCUCGGGCUUCAUCAUCGGCUUUGUCAAGAAUUGGAAGUUGACACUUGUGACCGCUACUAUUCUGCCCACCAGUAUUUUGAUUUAUGGUAUUUCGAUCCCCAUUGAUAUUAAGCUUGAGAAGGCGGUUAUGGAAGCGCAUGAGAAAGCUGCAGAGCUCGCGGAGGAGGUGUUGACUAGUGUGCGCACGGCCAAGAGCUUUAAUGCCGAGAAGAGGCUUGGGGUGAAGUAUAAGGAACUUUUGGAACAGGGGAAGAGGGCAGGGCUCAGGAAGUCGCCUGUUUCCGGUAUUCAGUAUUUUGGGCUCUUCUUCGUCAUUUUUGGGGGGUGAGUUGUCCAGCUACGCUGUGCGAAGAAGGGAGGGAGAGGCUAAGGGAUGUGGAUUGAUAGCUAUGCAAUCUGCUUCUGGUACGGCAUAAAGUUGUUCCAACAAGGCGAGAUCCCGGACCCAGGAACUAUUAUCGUGUGAGUGCACCAUCGCCCAGUGUCGCUCGAGAGGGCCAACAUUGACUGGUCGGGAUUAGUGUUUACUUUGCCGUCGUGUUCGCGGUGAUGGCAUUCGGCGCUGUCGCCCCACCGAUUCAACUGAUGAGCAAGGCCGCCUCGGCCUCAGCUAGUAUGUUUGAAGUGAUUGAUCGCACGCCCUCCAUCGACUCCCUUUCCGCUGAGGGAUUGCAGCCGGAAAAGUUCCCACCCGGAGACCUCGAGCUCAGGAACGUCAAGUUCGCCUAUCCAGGCGGUGGGGAGCGCGAAAAGGUAGUUGUUCUCGGCGGUGAUCCAGAUGACGCGGGAGAUGGCGGGGGGAUGUCACUGUCGUUCCCGGAAGGCAAGACCACGGCUAUCGUUGGCCGCUCUGGGUCUGGGAAGUCAACAAUCGUCGGGCUUAUCGAGCGAUGGUACGACCCUAACGUGGGCAGUGUAAGCAUCGCCGGUAUCGACAUCAAGGACCUGAAUCUCCGCUGGUGGCGCGGUAGGAUCGGUCUAGUGAUGCAAGAGCCAUUCCUGUUCAACGAGUCUGUCUUCAAAAACGUGGCCUAUGGUCUCACGGGUACGGAAUGGGAAUUCAUCAGCGAUGAGGAAAAACUCGUCAUGGUCAAAGCAGCCUGUGUUGAAGCGAAUGUAGCGUCGUUCGUCGAAGAACUACCGGAUGCUUACGAGACUAGAGUCGGUGAACAGGGCAUUAAACUGUCUGGUGGCCAGAAGCAACGUAUAGCGAUUGCCCGGAGCAUCAUCUCGAAGCCAGAGAUCUUGAUCCUUGACGAGGCUACCAGCGCGAUCGAUCCUAGGAAUGAGAAAAUCGUGCAGGAGGCGCUCGAUAGGAUAUCGAAGGGUCGUACGACGAUUACCAUCGCGCAUCGAUUGAGCACUGUCAGGAAGGCGGAUAGAAUCGUGGUUAUUGGCGCUGGGAAUGUUCUCGAAGUUGGCACUCAUGAAGAGUUGCUGGCUAAUCCGGAUGGCGCGUAUACGCAGCUGGUGCGUGGACAGACAUUACUCAUGCGGGAGGCCGGUGGGGAAGAUGAAGAGGAGGAAGGGGCUCCUGAGGCUGAGCCAGUGGAAAGGGUCGAAACUGCCCAGGACACUACUCUCGAGAGGGCUACCACCUGGAGAUCUAGGCUGAGCGCUGCACGCGGGAGAGCUGCGGUCGGAGAUGAGGAAGCCGCGCCAAUGGCUGAGAAGGAAAAGGCCAAGGUGAUGGGGAUAUUACGCAGUGUGAGAUUGAUUGCCUGGGAACAGCGACAUUUAUGGCCGAUUUAUCUCAUCGGCUUUAUUGGGUGUCUUGGUGGCGGUGAGCAAUGAUUUUCCCGCAGGUUUCCUCAAACAAGGGCUAACACUAUCUAGGCGCCGGGAUUCCGAUACAGGCGGUCCUGUUUGGCAAGUUCAUGGAAGGUUUCGAAAAACUCUUGGAUAAAGAUGAAUUCGUUAAGCGCCAGAACUACUGGGCAUUGAUGUUCUUCAUCCUCGCUAUUGGUGUCGGCAUCGCAUACGCACUUAUGGGUUCCAUGUUCACUUCAAUAACCCACCACAUAAACGCCUACUAUCGCCUCGAGUAUUUCGAAAACGUCCUCCGGCAGGGGAUCCCCUUCUUUGAUGCGGAAGGGAAUUCGGCGGGAACCCUAACGGCACAAUUAAAUACUCACCCGGCGGCGCUUCAAGAACUCUUAGGACCGAGCACGGGACUAAUGCUCAACUCAACAAUAAGCAUACUCGGCUGUUGCAUUCUCUCUCUCGUCAUUAGUUGGAAGUUGUCAUUAGUGUGUAUCUGCGCUGCUCUUCCAUUCCUCUUUUUUGCGGGGCUCCUUCGUAUCCGAAUCGAGGUCGGCUUCGUGAAGGACACGGCUGAGGUCUUUGAAGAAAGCGCACAAUUCGCCAGCGAAGCCGUAGGCGCAUUCCGCACAGUCUCAUCACUGAUCAUGGAACAGAGCAUACGGGACCGCUACGACGUCCUGCUAAAGGGCCACGUGAAGAAGGCGUUUCGAAGGUCCGCUCUUGCGUCGGUAAUCUUUUCUGCGAGCGAGAGCAUAACUCUCCUAGCUACAGCCCUCUGCUUCUGGUACGGCAGCCGGCUACUGGCGGAUAGGGAGUUAUCAACCUACGAGUUCUUUAUCAUCUACAUUGCCAUCAUCCAGGGCGGGGAAUCUGCCGGACAGUUCUUCGGGUUUACCGAGAACAUUGCGCAAGCCGCCGUGGCGGCGAACCGGAUCCUCGGUAAGCGCGAGAAGAACCCCCCGCCUCCGGGCGACCCCAUGCCCACCGGAAAUUGUGGUUGCGAGGUGGUAUUCAAAGACGUGAAUUUCAAGUACCCAACCCGCGACACUCCCAUCUUCCGGAACCUCAAUCUGGCAAUCCCGGCGGGCUCGUUCGCGGCGUUCGUAGGCGCUUCCGGGUGCGGGAAAACCACAACCAUCUCUUUGCUAGAACGCUUUUACGAUCCCAGUUCCGGUAGGAUCGAGAUUGACGGGGCGGACAUCACCAGCUUAGACGUGACAUCCUACCGCAACUCCGUAUCACUGGUAGCGCAGGAGCCGACCCUCUAUGCCGGCACAAUCGCAGAAAACGUGCGCCUAGGCGCAACAACCACCUCCCCUCCACCCACUGACGAAGAGAUAGUCCAAGCCUGCAAAGACGCAUACAUCCACGAAUUUAUAACCUCCCUUCCGGACGGGUACCAGACCAUCGUGGGCGCUAAAGGCAUGGGACUCUCGGGCGGUCAGAAGCAGCGCGUGGCCAUUGCCCGUGCACUCGUGCGCAACCCUAGGAUGUUGUUGCUGGACGAGGCGACGGCUAGUCUGGACAGCGAGAGCGAGCGCUUCGUACAAAAGGCGUUUGACCGCGCGAGGGUUGGAAGGACGGUUGUCGCUGUUGCGCACAGAUUGAGUACUGUGCAAGCUGCCGACGUGAUUUUUGUGUUUGACGAGGGGAGGGUGGUGGAGUCGGGUAGGCAUGGGGAUUUGGUCAAAGCCCGGGGGGUUUACUAUCAGAUGGUAUGUUCUUCUCGCUUGAUUGGGUAUGGAGGUGCUAACGGAGGGGGGGGGAUGUAGUGCCAAGCUCAAGCUUUGGAUAACUAGCGUUUUGCGUCGUCUCACUCUAUCGGCAUUCUAAUUUUUUACGUCCGCUUCUACCUAUCCUACGGCAGUACUUUUUUUCUUCUUUGUUUAUAAUUUCUAGCUCUAUACCUACUCCUCUCUCUCUGGAAUACCCCGCAUGUCUCCCCUCUGCUCCGCAACUCCUUGCACUUGUACUUUUUUCUUUUCCCUCUCCCCUCGCUCUUUCUAUACUCCAUACACUCCUCGUCUACCCUGGUCACAACACCUCUCCUACAAUUAAUAUUGGCGCCAAGGUGAUAGAUUGAUCUUGCAUUUCUCAUCUCAUUACAUUUGUACUAGUAGCCGUUACUCCAUUCAGCAUAUUGAAUCUUUCUACUUUGUAUUAUAUAUCCAACAUUUCUCUUCUCCUACAGUUCACACACGCACCGCCCUCCGCUAUGUUCUUACCGUGUCAUAGUUUCUCACUCGCCCCUGAUCACCAGUCGCUAGGCUGGUAUCCUAAACUCGCGGGACUAUUGACGCUGGUGGAGCCAGGCGGACGGUACCCUGAUUCGUGAUAACGAUAUUUGCAGUCACCAUUCUCUUAUGAUGCGAUACCGGUAGUCGUGUAUUGGUAGGGUGUCGGUGCGACGAUCCGGCGAC